GCGGACAAACUGCUGGGAAGCUGCAAGAUGGCGGCUGCUUGCUGAAGGUGCCGCCGAUUCUUCGCUGUUAUUGGUUAUACGUAUAUUGUUAAUUACUGAAUUCAAGAGCGAAAGGAGCUUCCUUAUUUCCUUUAUAUUUUUAUAUUUUAUUUUAAAGACAGUAGCAGUGUAGCAUUUGGCCAUCAGGCAUUAUUUUUUAUUUCAGCCAAUAACAUACAGGACGUAAUUAGCCGCCGCCUCCUGAUCGGGGAUUGAUGCCCCUACACUGAGUGCCAUGACGUCCAUACACUUCGUGGUGCACCCGCUUCCUGGCACAGAGGAUCAACUGAAUGACCGGUUAAGAGAAGUUUCAGAAAAAUUGAACAAAUACAAUUUAAGCAGGGGACUACGAAUACAAAUAGCACCCUCCUUCCAUAUUUCAGAUGAAAACUUUGUAUUAAGAUGGCAGGAAAUACUUACGCAGUGCUCUUUGGAUCUAAUGAAGCUCACCUUAGAGAAUGAGAGAAAACAAUAUGAACAACUAACAAAGUUAAUAGAUGAGGCUAAAGUCAAAACAUAUAAAUUCACCACUCACAAAGACUUUGAAGCAUUAGACAUUAAACUGAAGUUUCAUAUUGACAAAUUAAAAGAAGAACUAAGUGAAGCCAAAAACAGAAAAUUACAAAGAGAGUGGCCUGAUCACCAAAAGGGUAACAUAUACAAAGCACAAGUGGUCCUUCAAGGAAAAUCUCGCAGUGUAAUUAUUAGAGAGCUGCAGAGAACAAAUCUUGAUGUAAAUCUUGCAGUUAACAACCUCUUAAGUCGUGAUGAUGAAGAUGGGGAUGAUGGUGAUGACACUGCCAGUGAGUCGUAUCUACCUGGAGAGGAUCUUAUGUCACUGCUGGAUGCUGACAUUCAUUCUGCUCACCCAAGUGUCAUAAUUGAUGCUGAUGCUAUGUUUUCAGAAGAUAUUAACUACUUUGGUUAUCCUUCCUUCCGACGCUCUUCACUUUCCAGGAUAGGCUCAUCUAGAGUUCUCCUUCUUCCCUUAGAGAGAGACUCUGAGCUGUUGCGUGAACGUGAGUCAGUUUUACGUUUGCGUGAGCGGAGGUGGCUUGAUGGAGCCUCAUUCGAUAAUGAAAGAGGCUCCACAAGUAAAGAAGGGGAGCCUGUUUUGGAUAAGAAGAACACCCCUAUACAAAGCCCGGUUUCACUGGGAGAAGACUUGCAGUGGUGGCCAGAGAAGGAUGGAACAAAGUUCAUAUCCAUCGGGGCACUAUACUCUGAACUGGUUGCAGUGAACAGCAAAGGAGAACUUUACCAGUGGAAAUGGGUUGAAUCUGAACCAUACAGAAAUCCACAGAAUCCAUCAUUACAUCAUCCAAGAUCGACAUUUUUGGGUUUGGUCAAUGAAAAAAUUGUGCUUCUCUCUGCAAAUAGUAUCAGAGCGACAGUAGCUACAGAAAGUAACAAGGUUGCAACAUGGGUUGAUGAAACUUUGAGUUCUGUAGCUUCCAAAUUGGAACAUACUGCCCAAGUCUAUCCUGAACUUCAAGGAGAGAAGAUUGUGUCUUUACAUUGUUGUGCGCUCUAUACAUGUGCCCAGCUUGAGAAUAAUCUUUACUGGUGGGGUGUUGUUCCAUUCAGUCAGAGGAAAAAAAUGCUUGAAAAAGCUAGAGCAAAAAAUAAAAAACCUAAGUCAAAUGCUGGCAUUUCCUCCUUACCAAAUAUCACAGUUGGCACUCAGGUAUGCUUAAGAAAUAAUCCUCUUUAUCAUGCUGGAGCAGUGGCUUUCUCUAUAAGUGCUGGAAUACCUAAAGUUGGGGUUUUAAUGGAAUCUGUUUGGAAUAUGAAUGAUAGCUGCCGGUUCCAGCUUCGUUCUCCAGAGAGCCUAAAAAACCUGGAGAAGUCUUGCAAAACUACAGAGACAAAGCCUGAAAGUAAACAAGAACCUGUAAAAACAGAAAUGGGUCCACCACCCUCUCCAGCCUCCACCUGUAGUGAUGCCUCGUCUAUUGCUAGCAGUGCUUCAAUGCCUUACAAACGUAGACGGUCCACUCCAGCUCCUAAAGAAGAAGAAAAAGUAAAUGAAGAGCAGUGGUCUUUAAGAGAAGUUGUGUUUGUGGAAGAUGUUAAAAAUGUUCCAGUUGGCAAGGUGCUUAAAGUUGAUGGUGCCUAUGUUGCUGUAAAGUUUCCUGGCACAUCCAAUAAUGCCAACAACCAAUGUACUCCUGGCUGUGAUCCUGACCCAUCAUCACUCCUCCAGGACUGUAGGUUGCUUAGGAUUGAUGAACUUCAGGUGGUGAAGACUGGUGGAACACCUAAAGUCCCAGACUGCUUCCAGAGGACUCCUAAAAAGCUGUGCAUUCCUGAAAAAACUGAAAUCUUGGCUGUGAAUGUAGAUUCCAAAGGUGUUCAUACCGUCCUAAAGACCGGAACAUGGGUCCGCUACUGCAUUUUUGAUCUUGCCACUGGAAAAGCUGAACAAGAAAACAAUUUCCCAACCAGCAGCAUUGCUUUCCUUGGUCAGAAUGAACGAAAUGUUGCAAUUUUUACAGCUGGACAGGAAUCUCCAAUUAUCCUUAGAGAUGGAAAUGGUACCAUUUAUCCCAUGGCUAAAGAUUGUAUGGGUGGAAUAAGAGAUCCAGAUUGGUUGGAUCUUCCUCCAAUAAGUAGUUUGGGAAUGGGAGUUCAUUCACUAACUAAUCUUCCUGCAAAUUCAACAAUCAAGAAAAAAGCUGCCAUCAUCAUCAUGGCUGUUGAGAAGCAAACUUUGAUGCAGCAGAUUCUCCGAUGUGACUAUGAGGCCUGCAGGCAGUAUCUGAUAAACAUAGAACAAGGUGUUGUUUUGGAUCAGAACACUCAGUUGUUACAAACCUUUCUCAGCCACCGAUGUGAUGGCAACCGCAAUAUUCUGCAUGCCUGUGUGUCAGUUUGCUUUCCAACUAGCAACAAAGAAACAAAAGAGGAGGAGGGUUUCCUAGGUGUGCCGUCCUGCUCAGAUGUGUCUUCCUGCUCAGAUCCGUCUUCCUCAUGCACUCUGUGUAUUGCUUAUCCUAAACCAGGUUUUACUGCGCUUCAGAGUGUGCAUGAAUUUUUACCCUAUCAAGUUGCUCCCAGGAAAGUUCAUCUGAACUUUUCUUCAAAAGUUAAAGGGACAGAUUAUAUUCACUCUAUUAGUGAGGUUUUAGCUUGCUUGCCACCAGUUGUUAAGCUCGGAUGUUUGCAAGGAUUUAAAGUUGUUUGCAAAGGGCCGUGGGAACUUACAAUCAUACUUGUAUUGCAAUCUUAUCUAUUUUUAUCAUUUUCUUCAAGGGAUGCCAGAGGUAUGACACCAUUCAUGUCUUCUGUUAGCGGAAGAGCCUAUCCAGCUGCCAUCACUAUUUUAGAAACAGCUCAGAAAAUUGCAAAAGCUGAAGCAAUUUCCAGCGAGAAAGAGGAUGAUGUGUUUAAAGGAAUGGUUUGUCCUCCUAGUACCAACGCAGAUGACUCCCCACUUUAUGUUUUAUGCUGCAACGAUACCUGCAGUUUUACAUGGACAGGAGCUGAACAUAUCAACCAGGACAUAUUUGAAUGUAGGACCUGUGGUCUUUUGGAAUCUCUCUGCUGCUGUACAGAGUGUGCCAGGGUCUGCCACAAAGGCCAUGACUGCAAGUUAAAGCGGACAUCACCUACUGCAUACUGUGACUGCUGGGAGAAAUGCAAAUGCAAAACAUUAAUUGCAGGUCAAAAGUCUGCUCGUCUAGAUCUACUGUAUCGUCUGUUGACCAUAACAAAUCUGGUUACAAUGCCAAACAGCAGAGGGGAACACCUGCUUCUCUUCCUAGUACAAACGGUAGCUAGACAAACAGUGGAACACUGCCAGUAUAGACCACCUAGAAUUCGAGAAGAUCGUAAUCGUAAAACUGCCAAUCCAGAAGAGUCUGAUAUGCCGGAUCAUGAUUUAGAGCCUCCAAGGUUUGCCCAGCUUGCCUUAGAACGAGUUUUACAAGACUGGAAUGCUCUUAAGUCUAUGAUCAUGUUUGGCUCGCAGGAAAAUAAAGACCCGGAAAUUAUUCGGCUACUGAACAGGAGUCUGUUCCUUUUGACAAAUGUUUAUUAUGCUUUGAGUUCCAAAUUGUUUUACCUAUGUGAGCUUCUGGACACACUUCUUGGAACACUUGUAAAAGAACUGCAGAACAAAUACACUCCUGGCCGUAGAGAAGAAGCUGUUGCUGUAACAAUGCGAUUUCUACGUUCUGUUGCACGUGUGUUUGUCAUCCUUAGUGUUGAAAUGGCUUCUUCGAAGAAGAAAAACAAUUUCAUUCCACAACCAAUUGGCAAGUGUAAGAGGGUUUUCCAGGCUUUGCUUCCAUAUGCAGUUGAGGAGUUGUGCAAUGUUGCUGAAUCACUUAUUGUUCCUGUAAGAAUGGGUAUUGCACGGCCAACUGCACCGUUCACACUCGCUAGUACAAGUAUAGAUGCAAUGCAGGGCAGUGAAGAGCUGUUCUCUGUGGAGCCUCUUCCACCAAGACCAUCUUCUGAUCAGUCAAACAGUUCCAAUCCGUCUCAGUCAUCCUAUGUAAUUCGAAAUCCUCAACAAAGGCGGAUAAGUCAGUCGCAACCGGUUCGUGGCAGAGAUGAAGAGCAGGAUGACAUUGUGUCAGCUGAUGUAGAAGAGGUUGAAGUAGUGGAAGGAGUGGCUGGUGAAGAGGACCACCAUGAUGAGCAGGAAGAGCAUGGGGAGGAGAAUGCAGAAGCUGAAGGACAGCAUGAUGAGCAUGAUGAGGAUGGUAGUGACAUGGAAUUGGAUCUUCUGGCUGCAGCUGAGACUGAAAGUGAUAGCGAGAGUAAUCACAGCAACCAGGAUAAUGCAAGUGGUCGGAGAAGCGUAGUCACUGCAGCUACUGCUGGGUCAGAAGCAGGUGCAAGCAGCGUUCCAGCCUUUUUCUCGGAGGAUGAUUCACAGUCCAAUGAUUCUAGUGACUCUGACAGUAGCAGUAGUCAGAGUGAUGACAUGGAGCAGGAGACUUUCAUGAUUGAUGAGCCAUUGGAGAGGUCAACAAACAGUGCCCAUGCUAAUGGCGCAGCCCAAGCUCCACGCUCAAUGCAGUGGGCUGUGCGUAACACUCAAAGCCAAAGAGCCAACACUACCACUCCAUCUAGCACUUCUACACCUGCAGCAAGCUCAGCUGGCCUGAUCUAUAUUGACCCGUCCAAUUUGCGUCGGAGUGGCACCAUCAGCACGAGUGCCGCUGCUGCAGCAGCCGCCCUUGAAGCAAGCAACUCUAGCAGCUACCUGACAUCUGCAAGCAGUCUUGCAAGAGCAUACAGUAUUGUUAUACGACAGAUAUCUGAUUUAAUGGGAUUGAUCCCGAAGUAUAAUCAUUUGGUGUAUUCUCAGAUCCCAGCUGCUGUGAAGCUAACAUAUCAAGAUGCUGUUAACCUGCAGAAUUUUGUGGAAGAGAAGCUUAUACCAACCUGGAACUGGAUGGUAAGCAUUAUGGACUCUACUGAAGCCCAGUUACGUUACGGAUCUGCAUUAUCAUCAGCUGGAGAUCCAGGUCACCCAAAUCAUCCACUUCAUGCAUCCCAGAACUCUACGCGUAGAGAGAGGAUGACCGCUCGUGAGGAGGCCAGUCUGCGGACUUUAGAGGGUCGAAGAAGAGCCACUUUGCUCAGUGCUCGCCAGGGAAUGUCUGCACGUGGAGAUUUUUUAAAUUAUGCCCUCUCUCUAAUGCGCUCUCACAAUGACGAACACUCAGAUGUGCUCCCAGUGCUGGAUGUUUGCUCCCUGAAACACGUGGCAUAUGUUUUCCAGGCGCUUAUCUACUGGAUUAAAGCAAUGAAUCAACAGACCACAUUGGAUACACCUCAGCUAGAAAGGAAGAGGACCAGAGAACUAUUGGAACUUGGUCUUGACAAUGAAGAUUCAGAACAUGAAAAUGACGACGACACAAAUCAGAGCUCCACUUUAAAUGAUAAAGAUGAAGAUACAAUGCCUUCUGAGACAGGCCAGAAUCAUCCGUUCUUCCGUCGCUCUGAUUCAAUGACAUUUUUGGGUUGUAUUCCUCCAAAUCCAUUUGAGGUUCCCCUAGCAGAAGCCAUUCCAUUAGCAGAUCAGCCACAUCUUUUGCAGCCUAAUGCACGAAAGGAAGAUUUGUUUGGCAGACCAAGUCAGGGUCUUUAUUCAUCUUCUGCUAACACUGGGAAAUGUUUAAUAGACGUAACAGACAGAAAUUGUCUUGAGGUGUUACCCACAAAAAUGUCUUAUGCUGCUAACUUAAAAAAUGUGAUGAGCAUCCAAAAAUGUCAGAAGGAAGCUGAAGAACAAAAUGUGCCUUCAGAAGAAACUGAUAACUCGAAACCAGGACCUUCAGCACAUGACCUUGCAGCACAGUUGAAGAGCAGUUUAUUGGCAGAAAUAGGGCUAACUGAGAGUGAAGGGCCUCCACUCACAUCAUUUAGGCCUCAAUGCAGUUUCAUGGGCAUGGUAAUUUCCCAUGACAUGCUUUUAGGUCGGUGGCGUUUGUCUCUUGAGUUGUUUGGCCGAGUGUUUAUGGAGGAUGUUGGGGCUGAGCCAGGAUCGAUCUUGACAGAAUUGGGCGGUUUUGAAGUGAAGGAGUCAAAAUUCCGUAGAGAGAUGGAGAAACUUAGAAAUCAGCAGUCAAGAGAUCUGACUUUAGAGGUUGAUAGAGAUAGAGACCUUCUUAUUCAGCAGACAAUGAGGCAAUUAAAUAAUCAUUUUGGUCGAAGAUGUGCUACAACUCCCAUGGCUGUGCACAGAGUAAAAGUCACUUUCAAAGAUGAACCAGGAGAAGGCAGUGGAGUCGCUAGAAGUUUUUACACUGCUGUUGCACAAGCGUUUUUGUCAAAUGAAAAGCUGCCAAGCCUAGACUGUAUCCAGAAUGCCAACAAGGGAACACAUACAAGUCUUAUGCAAAGAUUAAGAAAUAGAGGAGAGCGAGAUCGUGAAAGGGAACGGGACAUGCGAAGAAGUAGUGGCUUGCGGGCAGGUUCUCGACGCGAUAGAGACAGGGACUUUAGAAGACAAUUGUCUAUUGAUACCCGGCCUUUCAGACCGGCAUCUGAAGGGAAUCCCAGUGACGAUCCCGAUCCUCUUCCCGCACAUCGACAGGCACUUGGAGAACGACUCUACCCACGUGUACAAGCCAUGCAGCCAGCAUUUGCAAGCAAAAUCACUGGCAUGUUGCUUGAAUUGUCUCCUGCUCAACUUCUACUACUGCUGGCCAGUGAGGAUUCUCUCAGAGCAAGGGUGGAUGAAGCGAUGGAACUUAUAAUUGCACAUGGAAGGGAAAAUGGAGCCGAUAGCAUACUUGAUCUUGGAUUAUUAGAUUCAUCUGAUAAAGUGCAGGAAAAUAGAAAACGUCAUGGCUCUAGUCGCAGUGUUGUUGAUAUGGAACUAACAGACACAGACGAUGGUGAUGACAAUGCUCCAUUAUUUUAUCAACCUGGUAAAAGAGGUUUUUAUACUCCCAGGCCAGGAAAAAAUACAGAAGCACGACUAAAUUGUUUCCGAAAUAUAGGCAGGAUUCUUGGUUUGUGUCUGCUACAAAAUGAACUAUGUCCUAUUACUUUAAACCGUCAAGUCAUUAAAGUCCUCCUUGGCAGAAAAGUAAACUGGCACGAUUUUGCAUUUUUUGAUCAUGUAAUGUAUGAAAGCUUGCGGCAACUUAUCCUUGCCUCCCAAAGCCAGGAUGCAGAUGCAGUAUUUGCAUCAAUGGACCUAGCAUUUGCAAUAGACCUUUGCAAAGAAGAAAGUGGAGGACAGGUGGAGCUUAUUCCCAAUGGUGUAAAUAUUCCUGUAACCCCUCAAAAUGUAUAUGAAUAUGUAAGAAAAUAUGCAGAACACAGAAUGCUAGCAGUAGCGGAGCAACCACUACAUGCAAUGCGAAAGGGACUACUAGAUGUGCUUCCAAAGAAUGCGUUAGAAGAUUUAACUGCUGAAGAUUUCAGGCUCUUAGUCAAUGGUUGUGGGGAAGUUAAUGUCCAGAUGCUAAUAAGUUUUACAUCUUUCAAUGAUGAGUCGGGAGAAAAUGCAGAGAAGCUUUUACAGUUCAAGCGUUGGUUUUGGUCAAUUGUUGAAAAGAUGAGUAUGACAGAACGGCAAGAUUUAGUGUAUUUUUGGACAUCAAGUCCAUCAUUACCUGCUAGUGAAGAGGGAUUUCAGCCCAUGCCAUCCAUCACCAUCAGGCCGCCAGAUGACCAACAUCUUCCCACAGCAAACACUUGCAUCUCCCGGCUUUAUGUACCUCUAUAUUCCUCCAAACAGAUUCUCAAACAGAAGUUGUUACUUGCUAUUAAGACCAAGAACUUUGGUUUUGUGUAGAAUAAAUAAAGUGUGCUGCCAUGUAAUAUUACUAGCAAAAUGUUUUUGUAGAUCUUUUUCCAUUUGUCUAUAAAAGUUUAUUAAAGUCAAUGCUGUCACACCACCUGUUGGUGUAUCAAGGACUUGCUCCUUUUUGGUGUUCAGAGUUGCAGGCGCUUCUAACACUAAAGGAGUUAACAGACAUUCCUCUGCUAAAUUUUCAAACUAAUAACCUAAGGUAAAUAGCCUAAUCACGUUUUGACUGGAACGUUUUGGCUAGGUUUUAUUUUGUAGACUCAACCCAGGAAUGAAGGGCAGCAGGACAAUAUAAAUUUACACUGUGAUUAAUAGUUUUUAUUCUGAAGAGGGUCGAGGAAACAUUGUUUAAAAAUUCACUGCUGCCUUUGUGAAAAGCGCUUCAUCACAGAUUCUUGUAUGGAGAGGAAGAUAUUUCAGAAUAAAAAAAAAAAAACAAUGAA
Molecule: messenger RNA, 8766 nt
Organism: Bombina bombina (fire-bellied toad)
Lineage: Eukaryota; Metazoa; Chordata; Amphibia; Anura; Bombinatoridae
Gene: UBR5
Product: ubiquitin protein ligase E3 component n-recognin 5
Exons: 54
Coding region: 275-8308 (2677 amino acids)
Biological process (GO): regulation of double-strand break repair; DNA damage response; protein polyubiquitination
Cellular component (GO): nucleus
Molecular function (GO): zinc ion binding; ubiquitin binding; RNA binding
Source: RefSeq, a predicted model, not a curated record